CCCUCUCGAGCCGAGGCGCGGGGAAUCCGUGGCCAGCGCGCGCCAGCAGCGCGGGGUCUUUGUUGUGACAGAGUGACGGAUGCGGCGUGGGCUUUGCGUGACUGCAACACUUCGAGAGUCGAUCAGGGAGGCCAGCCUGGACCGCAGCCCGGACACUGCGCGGUGGGGAGUCCCCCCCGAAAGAGAGACGGCUAAUCUCGAUAUAAAAUAAUCACAUCAGGGUCUGAUGUAUCGACAGGAAACCCUUGCCUCACACGUACACCCUUGAAGUGCUUCGUUCGUCCUUGUCUUGCAUUUGUGACCCCCCCUCCCCCCGCUCACUCUCUCUCCACCCCCCCUCAGCAUCAUAGCGGCGGAGCGCACGAGCGCCUGGCUCCCGUGCGGGUGCGCAUUGAGCCGCGCGGUCCAUGUGCUCUCGCGUGCUAGUUGAUCCGGGCUGGCGCGUGGAUGUGUCUGUGCUCGAAGGAGGACCUUACCGAACCCGAGUCCAAAUACAUGCAGCAACCUCUUCAAUCCUCGUUUUCCUUCAUGAUCAGAACCAUUUUUCUUUACGUUAUCAGAAAUGAAAUAGAGCAAAGGAAUUCGUGUUCACCUAAGCCUAACUGGCAGUGGGAUUAAGCGCGCUGCAGCGCCCCGACACCUGCGGCAGGAUGUAGCGGGACUCCGGCUGGGAGCAGGCGGAGAACUACGCCCUGGCUGAGACCACAGCAGGAAAGGAAGAAGCAGAUCAGACAGACCGCAGUGCUGUUUCCAGAGACACCGGAGGGGAACUGAGGCACUCAGGUGUGCUGGGUGACAGUCCAAUCACUUGUGAUUUUGGCUCUGCAGCUGGAGGCUGAAGGUGCUGGCGGAAGAACAUUGGUAGCUGUUGCUAUGUUUCAGGAAGCAGCAGGGUUACAGCCAUGGAAACAGACAGCUACAACGAGCUCCUGGAGACAACGGAUGGUACCAGUGGGCCAAACACGGGCUGGUACCUCCCCUAUCCUGUCAGCUUCCAGGUGUCUCUCACCAGCUUCUUGAUGUUGGAGCUGGUGCUGGGAUUCAGCAGCAACCUGACAGUCCUGGUUCUGUAUUGUGUGCAAUCCAACCUGGUGGACUCAGUCAGCAACAUGGUGACCGUGAACCUCCACGUGCUUGACAUCAUUGUGUGUGUGGUGUGUGUGCCGCUCACUAUCGUUAUCAUCUUGAUCCCUCUGGAGAGAGACAUUGCUCUGGUCUGCUGCUUUCAUGAGGCUUGUGUCACCUUCACCAGCAUCGCCACUGCUGUCAACGUCCUGGUCAUCAGCAUGGAUCGAUAUGACAUAUCUGUGCGCCCGGCCAACCGCAUACUGACCCCAAGCCGUGCCGCCAUGCUGCUGACUGGGGUUUGGGGUAUUUCACUGGUGGUCUUUUUCAUUCCCUUCUUUGAGGUGGAGUUCUUCGGGGGGCGUGCGACAGACCAUGCCUCCACCUGGCGGAACCGAACACUGCUGUGUGUUGGUGGCCAAGGCUACCACACUGAACUGGGCAUGUAUUACCACCUGCUAAUCCAGGUGCCCAUCUUCUUUGCAGCUGUAGUAGUCAUGCUAGUCACUUACUCAAAGAUCCUGCAGGCCCUCAACAUUCGUAUUGGUUCGCACUUCAAGAGGAGCCAGCGCCGCAAGGGCUCAGGCUGCACUGGAAAGGGCAGGAGGAGGAAGAGAAGGAAGGGGGUGGGAGGAGGAGGGGGGGGCGGUGGGCUGUCCAGUGAGACAAAGCGGCUCUCUCAGCCACCUCUCAUACCCACGCCUUCCCCAACCCCUACCUCCCCCCAGCCACCACCCCUGACACCCACCGUGGCCCAGCCACAAACCCAUCUGGCUGCUGCUGCUGCUGCCGACGGAGAGGGGGUUGGGCUGGGGCUGGGACUGGGGAUGGGGGAAGGAGGGGCAGCAGCAGCAGCAGCCGCUGCCAUGGGUGUCCAGGCCUCUGUGUCAGCCAUCAUCGCCCUGCGCCGUGCCGUGAGACGGCACAGGGAUCGCCGCGAGCGGCAGAGAAGAGUCUUCAAGAUGUCACUCAUUAUCAUCUCCACCUUCCUGGGUUGCUGGGCGCCAAUCUCUGUGGUGAAUGUGCUGAUCCUGUGCAUGGGUCCUAGCGAUUGGCUGGUCAGGCUUCGGAUCUGCUUCCUGGCCAUGGCAUACGGCACCACCAUCUUCCAUCCUCUGUUGUAUGCCUUUACACGCCAGAAGCUACGCAAAGUGCUGAAGAGUAAAGUGAAGAAGAGGGUGGUCUCAUUGCUGCAGGUGGACCCAGCUCCCAGCGGCACUGUCAUACACAAUUCCUGGGUGGAACCACGGAAAGGGCGCAAGGUCAGGCUGGAGUGCAGUGAUGCCACUGACCGCUGCCUAACAGAGGCUGUGAGAGAGUGAGAGAGAUCCGAGUUCCCGAGGGAGGGCAGGGGGAAAUAGAGGGGAAAGCCUGGGAGUAAGCAAGUUAGAUGGAGGGAAGGAGUUAGUGAGACAGACAUGAAGGCUUACAACCAGUUGUAAGAGGCAGUAAACAUAAGCUGUACCCUUUUGUAUUCAUCACGUUUAAAUCCAGCAACAAUUCUAGUGAAUCUACAUGAUCAACCAUAAGAUAUUUUUUAUUUUUUAAAUAAUGAUUUUUUAAUUAAGUAUAAUAUUUAAAUAUUUAAAAUGUCUUCCAGAAGUACCUGCACUCUUUCAAAUGAGAAAAUGAAAAAAUUAAAAUGAUGAAUCAUUGGCCUGUUCUUACAGUCAUAAUUAGCAUGAUCCUGGUGUACUUCUCUUAAAAAUACAGUGAACUCUGUGUGCCAGAAGAUGCUUGGACUACUCUAGACUGCCCCAUUAGGUUAACGUUAAUUUCUACAAGCCAGAGAUGCUAUUAUUUUAUUGACUACUUGUAAAUUAAACAAACACAUAAUGACUUUAAAAAGGACCUCUGCAUGUUAAACUCUGUUAGAUAUCAAGCUAUCAAGUAAACCAAUGAGUAUUCCGCAGUUGUAUUGCUGUCCUCCAUAUGUACUGUAUAUCUCCCUUGCACAGUUAAGAGUUAUAUUUUGUGGUGAUUCUCCAUUAUGUCAGGACAGUUGUCCUUUGUCCAGUGAGAGCUGGCCACAAGUGAAAAAUCACUUCUUCAAGCCUCCCUUCUGGGCUCCAGUGUGGUCACCGAUUCAAAGUGUUUUUAAUGCCCAAGCUAGAAGAUAUAUACUUUAUUGAUCCCGUGAGGGAAAUUGCAGAAGGUCAUUACAGUAGUCCACUCUAGAUUAAACAAAAUAAUGCAGUUUCCCUGCAGUAGGCAUGAAUAGUACAGGAUGUAACUAAGCGAUAUUACUAAAAUAGAAGAAUAAUAAUAUGGAGUGGGAGAAAAUUAGAAAAUAAGCAGAAAACAGAAGGAGAAACAAUGAGGCUCAGCGAGUGACCGAAUGAAUGAACAAUUACAAAUACUGCCAGAUGAUCUGCUUUUAGAUUAGGUUUCUCCAGUUCUUGUAAUGAAGAUCUACAGGUACUUCUGGUUGUUACUAGAACACACUUCUCAGUUACUUUAAUUAUUGUGGAAAAGUGCUGUACUUUACGAUUUUAGGGUUUAAAAUAGUAAAAUAAUAAUUUACACCAAAUCCCAAAAUUAUAUCAAACCAGUUUUAUUUGACAAAUAAAAAAUCUCUUUUGUCAUUAUUGUAAAAAAAAAUCAGCUAACAUUCAAUAUCUUUGUGUGAAAAAAUAAGUUCACCCCUGGAUUUAGUAACUUGUGGCAUGUCUUGCAUCAAUAACUUUAAAUACAUUUUUCUCCUUUUCAGAGUUGAUCGGUCUCUCACAUUACCUGGAAGGAAUUCUGUCCCACUCUUACAGAACUACUUCAGCUCUGUGAUGUUCAAGGGCUUUCUUGUAUGCACAGCUCUCUUUAGAUUCUGCCACAACAUCUCUGUAAGGCUUAUGUCUACACUGCAAUUUGACCAUUCCAAAAUCCUGAAUUUCUUCAGAGAAAUUCAUUUAGAUUUGUGUGUUUGAAAUCAUUGUCUUUUUGCAUGAUUCAUUUUCAGUUUAGCUUUAUCUAUCAGACAUUUUCCUCUCGGAUACUCUGGUGUAGUGUAGUAUUCAUUCUAGACUCAACGAUAGCAAGGCAUCCAGUCUUGAGGCAGCAAAGAAGGGCCAAACCACCUCCCCAGCACCACCAUGCUUGAUGGUUGGUAUGGGGUUCUUCUGGUCAGAGACAGUGUUUGGUUUUCACCAAACAUGACAUUCUGUAUGAUGGCCAAACAACUCCACUUCUGACUCAUCUGUACAGAACACAUUGUUCCAUAAGUCUUGUUUUUCAUUCAAGUGCUGUUUUGCAGACUUAUGGUGUUCUUCUUGAAAAACAGGGGCUUCCUCAUGGAUAUCCUUACAUGAAAGCAGUUAUUAUUUCUUAUUCAGUCUUUUCCUGAUUGUAGCCUCAUGAACUCUGACAUUCAACAUUGCAAGAGAGGCCUGUAGAUCCCUGUGUGUAGCCCCGGGGUUCUUUGAAGCAUCUAAGAACUUAAUAUAGUCAGAUUUUGGAGAGGAUUUGGUAGGACUGGCACUACUUGGUAGAUUGGUAACAGACUUGAAUUAUUUCCAUUUGUCUUAUCUUUCUUACCAUAGAACAAAGGGCUUGGAAAAGGUUGGAAAUGGCUAGUAGCCAAACUGGUAAGAAGCAAUAAUUUUCUCAGAGACUGUAACAAGUUUCUUUUGAUCUGGACAUGAUGUGUUACCACAAACCCGAGUGGACCAAACUGACAAAGUUUCCUGAUGAUCAGGUAAUCAUUUGCACAUCUUCUUGUUGCACCUGAUUCUACAUACUUCUUAAUUGAGAUAGUUGAACUAACAUUUUUUCACACACAGAUAUUGAAUGCUGGCUGAUUUUUUAAAAAUAAAUAAUGCAAAAGUAGACUUUUGUGUGUUAUAUGUCAAAUAAGGUUUUAUGUACUAUUGGCGAGGACUAGGUAAAGGUCAAAUACGUCUAAAUAUAUUAAACCAUAAACUCUUAAGGUAGUGUACUAGGUUUUAUUAACACACUCUACCUGAACUAAUAACUGUUCUGGUUUAUUUAUUUUGGUUUAGAAAGCCUUUUGCUGCUGGCUUGAGGCCCCUACACAGCCCACAGCCUGCAAUGGGAGCUUGAGCUCGUCUGGAGAUCACUGCUGUUGCUGUUGCCCUCUCCAGAGCCACAGCCCAGUUGUGAACUUCUCUCCACAGGUAUUAAGUUGUAGUUAAGAGAUUAUUAUAGUUAUUAAAACUAAGUUAAAUUAAAAUUUAAUUUAAAAGAUCAAGAAAACCUGUUGGACUGAGGUGCAGGAUCCCCCUUCUCUCUCGGUGAAGACAAGCCUGGCCUCUCAGUAAAUGCCUCUCUGUGAUCUAAGAUCAUUGCACUGAAAUACAGCACUGGAUCUGAUGGUAUUACAAACUCAAAGAAGAAGAAAAAAAUGCGGAAAAAGCUGACACUCUGAGACCCUCCUGUGGACACUUAUGAUCAGUCAUGUGUUGGCAGCAAUACAAUUUUACAAAAUUAAGGAAGCAAAAAAUACUAAAGGAUAUUUCAGGUUCCUUUUUUGGUGUACUUUAACUUAUGUGGUGUACAGUAGUGGUUUUAUUUUAUUAUGGGAAAAGAAAAAUGGAAUGGUGCAUUUGUUGGAGGUGGUAGGGGAUUUAUGGAGCAUUAAUGAAGACUGAAAUGAAAUAAUGAAAUGAUGGGACUGAAAUGAAAUGCAUGGACCUGUAACUUCUUGGCCACUGGACAGAAUUGUGCAGACAGUUACCAGUCUGCUACUCCAUACAUGCAGGACUUACCAGCUUUUUACUGAUCUGCACAAACCAUCCACAGCAGGCAUGGACAUAACCAGAACUAUUUCACCACCAAAAACCUUUUUGAAAAGUAUAUAGUUUUUCUUAAAAUGAUGUGAUCUCCUGCCUGUGAGUAGAAUGAAACUGUAGAGGUUGUGAACUGUGAAUGUGCUGCACUACUGUAACUGUGAUGUGGAGAUAUACACAGAUCAAUAAAUAUAUAUGCACAUAGAUAUCUGUGUAUGUCUUAUUUAUAUAUACAUGUACUGUAUAUAUUCAUGUAUAAUAUUUAUAUUGUUUUUGUGUAUUUAUAGAUGAGAAACAUGAAGUCUUGAUUAAA
Molecule: messenger RNA, 6117 nt
Organism: Lepisosteus oculatus (spotted gar)
Lineage: Eukaryota; Metazoa; Chordata; Actinopteri; Semionotiformes; Lepisosteidae
Gene: gpr22l
Product: G protein-coupled receptor 22l
Biological process (GO): G protein-coupled receptor signaling pathway; cellular response to hormone stimulus
Cellular component (GO): plasma membrane
Molecular function (GO): G protein-coupled receptor activity; peptide binding
Source: RefSeq, a predicted model, not a curated record